AUUUGAAAAAAGGUUUGCUUAGGCGCCACUCUAGUAGCAUCAAACCAUACCUCAGAGAUGCUAACAAGAAGACUAGGUUGAAGUGGUGUGUUGAUAUGAUUGAGCAAGGUUUGGUUGAUGAUCCAAAAUUUAAGGAUUUGUUUGACUUUGUGUUCAUUGAUGAAAAAUGGUUCUACCUCUCUCAAAAAUCUGAAAAAUAUUAUUUGCUGCCCGAGGAAGAUGACCCACAUCGCACUUGUAAGAACAAGAACUACAUCCCUAGGCUCAUGUUCUUGUGUGUAUGUGCUCGGCCAAGGUUUAGGAAUGGAGAAUGUGUUUUUGAUGGAAAAAUAGGUUGUUUUCCACUUGUCACUUAUGAACAAGCUAUUAGAAGAAGUCACAAUCGUAUUCGUGGAGAAGAAGUAAUCAAGCCAAUUACAUCAAUCACAAGGGAUGUGAUCAGAGAUUUCAUGGUAAAUAGAGUGUUCCCUGCAAUUCGAGCCAAGUGGCCAAGAGAAGAUGUGAACAAGCCAAUUUUCAUACAACAAGAUAAUGCACCUUCUCAUUUAAAAGUGGAUGAUCCUAUUUUUUGUGAGGCUGCUAAGCAAGAUGGUUUUGACAUUCGGCUAAUUUGUCAACCACCCAAUUCUCCGGAUUUUAGCAUUCUAGAUUUGGGGUUUUUUAGAGCUAUUCAAGCUAUUCAAUACAAGAAGGAUGCAAAAAUAAUUAAAGAUCUUGUUCCAGCCGUGCAACAGGCAUUCUUAGAGUACUCUCCAUGGAAAGCAAACAUGAUUUUUGUAACACUACAAAGUGUUUUGAAAGAAGCCAUGAAGCUCCAAGGAUGCAACAAGUUGAAAAUUCCUCACAUGCAAAAACAAAAACUUGAGAGAGAAGAUAGGCUGCCAUUGCGAAUCUCCUGUGAACCUUCCUUGCUAGCUGAAGCCAUUAGUAGCCUCCCUGCAAAUUAGAAGAUGGAAAUUAGCUUAUGCAAAUUAGAAGAUGCAAGUUACGGAUCCUACAAUGUAUCUUAGGUUAUAUGCAUGUACCUUACUGAACUUGCUUUGCUUCAUCUUCUUUGUUGGCCUGGGGACUGAUCUUUGUUUGCUUCAUCUUCUCAUCGUGCUCCUCCAACUUCUUUA
Messenger RNA from Setaria italica (foxtail millet), 1118 nucleotides. RefSeq lists its product as uncharacterized. Lineage: Eukaryota; Viridiplantae; Streptophyta; Magnoliopsida; Poales; Poaceae. Gene Ontology annotation, molecular function: nucleic acid binding. The record is from RefSeq and is a predicted model, not a curated record. The coding region runs from base 96 to 947 and encodes 283 amino acids. The transcript is spliced from 2 exons.